GGGGUCGCCGACUACGCCCCGCCCACCACCCCGAGCGAAUCCCGAGGGGCGGGGCCCCACCCCAGAGGCAGGAAUAUUCUCAACGCUUAUCAAUACAGAGUCCCAGUCGCGAAUUGACCUUACUCCGUGCUGGAACUCUCGCGAGAUAUCCGUUUGAAAGUGUGCGGGUGAGUUUUUGGGGGUUGUUUUUUUCGGUUUGUUGUUCGGUGUGUGCGAGGCCGUUAAGGCGAGGACUUCGGAAGACGUUACGAUAAGCUGUCAAGACGAGGUCGGACGAGGGACAUCCCGUGGAGCGCGGUUACCCGACGGCGUCUCCCUGGCCAGCGCUAUCCCUAACGGCUCACGAACUGGACCCUGUGGCAGCCGCGUGGGGACGGAAACUCUAUCCAGGCACGGGUACUUCUAGAGUUACCGGCCCUGGACUGAUGUUCGGUCUGCAUCAUCACCAAGAUGCUACCGGGCUGCACCAUCACCACCAACCUCGAGGGCCCAGCCUCAAAGAGGAGCCCUUAUCCACGGCCCGGUCGUGGAUGCAAGGAACGGUUUCCGAUCAAAAUGGGUCUCAAGUAGGUCGAGCCCAUUUCGAGAAACAGCCACCCAGCAAUCUGAGGAAAUCGAAUUUUUUCCACUUCGUCAUCGCCCUGUACGAUCGUGCCGGACAACCAGUGGAAAUCGAGCGGACUGCUUUCAUCGGCUUCAUCGAAAAGGACCAGGAAGCUGAUGGUCAAAAAACCAACAAUGGAAUCCAAUAUCGUCUACAACUCCUUUUUGCCAAUGGUGUUCGACAAGAACAAGAUAUAUACGUUCGCCUCAUUGACUCUGUUACCAAACAGGCCAUCAUUUACGAAGGACAGGAUAAAAACCCAGAAAUGUGCAGAGUACUGCUGACGCAUGAGAUUAUGUGCAGUCGAUGUUGUGACAAAAAAAGCUGUGGAAACAGAAACGAAACGCCCUCAGAUCCUGUGAUAAUAGACCGAUUCUUCCUUAAAUUUUUUCUAAAGUGUAACCAAAAUUGUCUGAAAAAUGCUGGAAAUCCACGAGAUAUGCGAAGGUUUCAGGUAGUAAUAUCAACUCAGGUUGCAGUAGAUGGACCACUUUUAGCAGUUUCCGACAACAUGUUUGUACAUAACAACUCGAAACACGGUAGAAGGGCUAAGAGACUUGACCCUACAGAAGGUUACAUCAAUAUGAUGUGCACAGGCCAAUUUCCAGGACUGUAUCCGCCUCUCCCCGUAGCCACCCCCUGCAUAAAGGCGAUCAGCCCCAGCGAGGGAUGGACGGCCGGAGGUUCUACCGUUAUCAUUGUAGGAGAUAACUUCUUUGAUGGACUACAGGUCGUUUUCGGGACCAUGCUGGUGUGGAGCGAGUUAAUAACACCCCACGCAAUAAGGGUGCAAACCCCUCCUCGGCAUAUACCAGGAGUGGUGGAAGUAACGUUAUCUUAUAAGUCGAAGCAAUUUUGUAAAGGAUCACCCGGUAGAUUUGUAUACGUAUCUUUAAAUGAACCAACGAUAGACUACGGAUUCCAAAGGCUGCAGAAGCUCAUACCAAGGCAUCCUGGUGAUCCUGAAAAACUACCCAAAGAAAUCAUCCUAAAGAGAGCAGCAGACUUGGCGGAGGCCCUUUACUCGAUGCCCAGGAACAAUCAACUCUCCCUGUCGGCGCCCAGAUCGCCCACGAUGGGCAACAACGGGAUGACGUCGACGUUCAACGCCUACACGGGCCAGUUGGCGGUCAGCGUACAGGACAACGGAAACGGUCAGUGGACAGAAGAAGACUACGGGGGGCGGACGCAAAGUAGUAGCGUGUCACCUCGCGGUGGCUAUUGCUCCAAUGCGUCGACGCCUCACUCUUCGAAUGGCGGUAGUUCGUAUGCAGGAGGUGGUGGUGGAGGGAACAUUAACGGCGGCUACGGGGGUACUACACCUACUAGUACUACUCCGCAACUGUCGAACAUGCUGCCCGCAUCGCCGUCGGCCAUCUUUAACAACACCACGCCAAUUUCACCUGAAGUACACUAUAAUUUUUCUUCGACAUAUUACAUGAAACACGAACACACGGAUAAAGAAAAAAGCGCUUUUGCUCCCGUACUCAGGGGCGGUGAAACACCCCCCGCUCCUGCUAUUUUUCACCACCAACCUGUCUCGGGUUGGCACCAUUUGGCUGUUUAAUGAAUGAGUCUAGUGUCCUCUCCUUUCGCCUCUAUGAACCCCUUCGCCUUGCCUACCUGCAACUCUCAAGGCUACGGCUCGUCAGCCGCCUUAGUGGGCAGCAAGUAGCCCGAGGACUGUUCGCCCACCAGCCCUCACACCCCCCACCACAACGUUUCGUCCCC
Messenger RNA from Psylliodes chrysocephalus, 2335 nucleotides. The record is from the annotation of a GenBank genome assembly. Lineage: Eukaryota; Metazoa; Arthropoda; Insecta; Coleoptera; Chrysomelidae.